CCCUAACAAUCAACGUAUAAAAACAGAAAUUUUCAGAGUCGUCGGAUUACACACGAUAACAGAAUUUAUAAUUAAUCUGAAUUCGCAUAAUUACUCGCAAUGUAUCCGCUUCAUAGUCAGUUUUGUAUGUAUUCUCCCGCGCGAUAACAACAACGUAUACGAGUAUAAGUAUUCGAAGUGUUAAAAUGUGUUUAUUAUAAGUGGACUGCUACAUAAGCGGCAACUCGGCAACUUAGCAACUUCGUUUCGCGUCAGUGGAACGAAAAUGAUAAGAAGUUGCUCGGUUAUUGGCUGGAACUAGCAACCAAAUCAAAAUUUUUUGAUUUGGUUGCCAAGUUGCCAGUUGCUGGUUGCUAGUUGCCGCUUAUGUAGCAGUCCACUAAAUGUAAGUUGCACAGCGUAGCACACAGUUCGAGAGAAUUAAUAUUCGGUGCAGUUGUGUGUUUUUCGCGAGUUAUGGUAAUUAGCCUAUAUAUACUUAAUCGAAUUACCACAAUUAUGAUUUAAGAAAUUAUCGUAUUCGUAUGGAUGAGUCAGAGAUUUGAUUCUUGGAACUAUUUUCGUGGUUUGCUGAGAUAUUAUUCGAUUGGACGAAUAAAAGUAAUCAACGGUCUUCAGGUAUUUUUAUUGAAUGACUGUUGCAGAAGGCAUAAAAGUAUACUUACCUAACGCAGAUUCGAAUUUUCAUAUGAUAAAAUCAUUCACGCUUCAGAAUCAUGCCAUCGAAUGAAAAAUUAAAUUUUGCAAAGAGGCAAGCACCGAUGCCACAAUCUCACUAUUACAUCAGUGGACCCACAAAUAUUUAUGCUCAGCCACCAACAUCCGCCAUACCUCAAAAUCAGAAAAGAUCAAGACCAAAAGAUCGUGUUCUUGUUGAAGGUACAUCGGAACACCGAGCGAGACUCUCUGCCUGUGGAACGACCAUUGUAGGUGUACAACCAUCAGUAUCGUCACCUACGCCACCAAAAAGACUCAGAACUGUUGUUAAUAAAAAUGGAACGGAUCUGCCUAAUAAAUCCUCUAUAUUUCCUAUCAGGGUUGUUCCUUAUGAAAAACUGGCCGCACAUCAGGACACACAACCUUUUGAUCUGAGGAAAGUCAAAUCAGAUGAAACGAAAUCCAACUCAGAUAAUCCUGGAAAUAGUAUUGCACCAAUAGCAGAAUCGGCGUCAGAAAAAACGGAGAAUAAAACCAACGAAUCAGAACCAGGAAGGAUUCCAACUGCAGAACAAUCCACUUCAGUAUUACUUCCUCCUUUGCUGGAUCGUCAGAACCAAUUGAAAACACUUAUACUUUUUUUAAAGCGUGGAAUAGAAAGAGGGCACUCUUUUGCUUUCGGAACACUGAAAGAUGAAACUGAAAACUUCAAUCAUAUAGCUUUCCGGUAUAAAGAAACUGACAGUACUUCAGUGUGUCGUUUCCUAAAAUGUGUACACAAAAAGCAAACUGGAGUGAUCUGUCUAAAAGAUUUUUUCAACUCAGAUGGCGAAUUCAGUCUACAAAAAUAUUUCAUUUUAUUUCGUAAAAUCGUGGAAAAUCCUCUAUUCGAAGGUCACAAAAUGAAAGAUUUUGUGAUCUGUACAAAUUACAACUUGGAAGAAAGUUUGAAAAAUUAUUUCGAACCAGUUUCCGGCAACGAUGAGAUAUUGAGUUUCCAACAUGAAAAGUCCACGCUUUUGAGACUGAAAUUUAAAGAAUUAUCUAAAAAUCACAAGUUAGUUUCUUCAUUAAAACAAUCGUCCGAAUGUAACAGAUUAGCCAACAGACUCGCCGAAUACGUAAUUAACGAAAAACUCAUCGAUUUGAAUGACGAUUUGUUUAAAACUUACCAUCGAGCUCUGAGAGAACACGUUAUUCAGGUGGAAAAUAUAGAAGAAAGCAAUAAAGGAAAACAUUCAAUAAAUGCUAAAUUUUACAAUAGCUUUUUGAACGAAUAUUUGCCUGAUUCGGCGAAAAAGUUCAGGAGGGCUUUUUACGAAGCGUGUCAAGCAAUAUCAAAGGCUCCCAUCAAUGAGAACACGUUCUGGCAAAAGAUGAAAGGCACGAAGCUGAAAAUUUCGCCAUCCUUCAAGACAUAUUUUGAACUAGACGAUAAUCCUCAGAUUAAAAGCUGCGAAAGAUUGGCUGAAAAAAUCGCCGAAGGAAUUAGUGAAGCUAAGGAUGACGCUGUUAAGAUAGAAAAAAGAGGAAACGUGAUGAUAGAAAAUAUUCAUAAAUUGGCAGGACACGUAUUCGUAAAGAAAAACACUAAAGAAGAAGAUACGUAUUAUUUCAGUUCAGAAUUUGUCAACGACCGAUUUAAAUUGCCAGGUAAUCUGGAAACUUUCAGGAAGAACUUGAGAGCAGAACUGCAUAAAAGAAAUUUAUCACUCGAUAAUGCCAAGUAUAAAUUCCGUAUUGCGAAAUUCAAUACUUGCGAAGAAGCAGUGGUACAUUCGAAAGUUUACCUUCCUGCAGAUGACGACGGAGUCUCUGAAGAACAAAUGAAAUAUUUUUUCAAUAAAUUAGUAUUGGCCAUAAAUCAACCUAAUGACGCCGAACUCGGUCAAAUCAUCGAAAAAAAAUUGAAUAAGUAUUUCAACUGGAUUGAAGGUAAUUCCAUAUCGAAUCCUCUUCAGGGAUACAUACAAGAUUGGAUGCAAGCUGAAAAAGGGCGCUUUCUUACCCAUCAAGAUGGUGAAUUAUUUUUCAAAAAAAUUGAGAAAAAAAUUUCCAACCUGGUGGUACAUGAUUCCACCCAAGAGUAUUGCGCUAAAAUCGAAUCUUUUGGAAUAAAAUUCCAAAAUAUUCCGCAAGAAUUACGAAGCUUCUUGACUUCUACAGAUGAACAAAUUUUCAUCCUGAUUAGUUCAUCUAAAAUAACCAGACUGAGUGCUAUCAAAGUAAUUCAAACGUUGAAAACCGUUCCCACCUAUAAGAAUAAGAAGAAUUUUAUUUCAAUGCAUCUGCGUUCCAUUUUACCCAUACAAGAUCGUCUAAUAGAUGCUUUUGAAUCUGAAAAUACCAAUAAUCUGUUAGUAAUUGAAAGUGAAGCUAUAGAAGUGAUUGAUAAAUGGAAAUUGCUUUAUAGAUUAUGUUCAAUAAUAGAACGUCGUCGAGACAAAAAAAUUAUUCUGAUUGCUCAAGAAAAUGAUGUGUUGGCUGAGGCGUUUGAGGGAGUUUUUUCUGAAAAUAGUAAGUGCAGGAAGAAGAAAGAUACGGAGAAUAGCUUAACUGAUAUCACACAGGAGACGCACAGUAAAUUACUGGCAAAUGAAAUAGUUAAAGUUAAAUUAGCCAAUGCUAUCAAGGAAGAAUUAUUAUACAGUUUGUUGGAAACAAAUGCGAGUACUGGACCAAAUGUAAGAAACUAAUUUUUAUCAACUAUGUUCCUCGCGAAUGUUUCUAUCUGUACAAUUUUUUUUUUUCAAAUUUUAGCAAUCAGGUACCAUACCUACACCUACAUGAUUGAUUGGUUUAUACAGUGUCGCGAUGCUUAAAACAUUUUGUUGUUUUAGUCUGCGAACGAAAAAAAAACAAUUUUUUGUUUAAAAGGAACUUGUCUUUUUUUUCGUCCCCGAUUUUCAUUUUGGAAACGCAUUUUUAAAGCUUUUUGAAUGAGAACAACUCGUAAGUAAUUGAUUUUUCAAAAUUGAAUGAAUUGUAUUUUCCUUGCAUUUUUUUAAAUAUAUAAAUUACGAAAAUUUUGUCAUUUUCCAACUUCAAAGAAAGGAAAGAAUGCAAUUUGUGACGUCACUAUGAGCUUAAUUUUGAAUCAAAAAUUGCUGUGAAAUAUUAAAAUCUUUGUUAAUUUUUUCAUUAUUAAUAUUUUAAAACAAGUUUUAAAAGACAUUAAAAAACGUGUUUAAAACUACCUGGAACACUAUGAGUUUAUGUAUGUGUACCUCAUGUUUUUAUAUAAAACCUGUUGAUUCGAUUGUGGUUUUUCUAUUAUAUUUGUACACUUACAAAUAGGUAGGUACCUACCUAUCAGGAAUUUGUUUUCACUGAUUUUUUUUCACACGGAUAUUCCGUACUUGAACCAAAUUUUUUAUAUUUCAUUUCAUUUCUUCAGGUAUCUACCUACCUUUUAUUUUACUUUUAAAUACCUAGAUGCAUAUGUAACUAGGAAUAUAUCUUAAGAAUUUAUAUCUAUCGCAUAUUUUAUCAUGCCUUAGGCACACCUUUAAGUCGUUUUUCAUCCAUGAGUCUUGUAUUCAUUUGAUUGUGAUACUUCAUUUAUCUCAAGUACUUACCAUUAAAGUUUUUUUUAAACGAA
Messenger RNA from Planococcus citri (citrus mealybug), 4258 nucleotides. RefSeq lists its product as uncharacterized. The record is from RefSeq and is a predicted model, not a curated record. The transcript has 5 exons. The coding region runs from base 717 to 3353 and encodes 878 amino acids. NCBI's taxonomy places the organism in Eukaryota, Metazoa, Arthropoda, Insecta, Hemiptera, Pseudococcidae.